UAAUAUUUAUUUUUAUUAUUAGUAUUUUAUAAGUACAAAUACAAAUUUAAAAAAAACCCGUACAACGUCAAGUUCGUUCGGUUUACGCCACUGAAAAACUGUAAUACAACAUCGUGCACGUAUCGUCGCCACUGCUGAGUCGGUCGCGGUGGAAUGCGCCGUCAUCGUCACUGGAAUAAGUGAUGUUAUCGAUGAACAGGCCGAUUAUCUAUCAGACAUCUAACAUGGGAAUGCACAAUGCGAACACGUGUGCCGGAAACAUGUACACACAUACGGCUGGUGACGACUACUAUGGCGGACUGGAGUACGAUCCACAAUGUAUGGGGCGGCCGCCACUGGAGUCUACGGCGUACGCAGAAUGCUAUUACCAGAAGAAUACGGCCGCCGACUACAGGACUUACUACGGGGACGCCGCUAUAGGCGGCUACGCGUCUGACCCACUACAACUGCAGCAGCAGUCCGCCGACGGGUACCAUCAAGCGGCCGCGGCCACCACGGCGGCUGAAGCGGACGUUAUUAUCACAUCGUCGGACGGCUUGAGCUACACCAACUUGGACUGCAACGGCGGUGGCGGCGGUACGCCCACCGGCGGCAACGGACACCACGUGCACGACUACGGAACGUACGGCGGCGGCGACGAAGUCGCUGUCGGCUACAACGGCAAACCGUACGCGGGAUAUGUUCGGGACGACGCCGAACCCUAUUGCGGCACGUCUGUGGACAACGCGUUCUUCAACAUGCACUUGAACCAUCACUCCCAUCACCACCAUCACCAUCACGAGCAAUCGACCCCGGCGGUGACAGACGAUCGGUGUCCGCGAAUCAAGCAGGAAAGCUCCUCCCAGUGUUAUGGAACCCAAGACAGCCCGUCGCCUUACCACGAGGCCGCGGCUUACCAGCAGCACCAGCUAGGACAACCCCAACAUGCGGUACACCAACAACACCUCCACCAACAGCAACAACAGCAGCAUCAACAACAACAGCAACAACAUUGUAGACAGAACGGCGGUUCGCAGAAUCAGUUACAGCAGCCAAAACACGGUUCGACAACGCCGACCACAGUACCCACUUACAAGUGGAUGCAAGUGAAGCGAAACGUUCCUAAACCAGCUGUUUUGAAACCCGACUACCACCACCAAACUCAGAACACGACGUUUGGCGGCACCGCUACCUCGAUCAUGCCCGGCCAGGGACUUAUGUCGGAUGUUAGAAACAGUCAACAGCAUAAUAUGCUGAACCAAUCACCGGUGACCCGAUCACAAGUGAUCAACAAUAACUCGGCUCUAAUGCUGAUGAACAACACGGGCCGGACAAACUUCACCAACAAACAGCUAACAGAGCUGGAAAAGGAGUUUCACUUCAACCGGUACCUGACCCGAGCCAGACGAAUAGAGAUUGCGUCUGCCCUCCAGCUGAACGAGACUCAGGUGAAAAUAUGGUUUCAAAAUAGAAGAAUGAAACAGAAAAAGCGUCAGCGCGAAGGACUGCUGCCGGUGGCUCAACAACACCAACAGGACAUGCACUUAAGCGGCACAAGCAGCACAAGCAACUCGCCGACCGCUUCAAAUGUAUAAAAAGUACAAACAAAAACCAACCCCGAGUCUAAGUCAAACAUAAUAUAUUUUAUUGUGAUUUAAAUGAUAUAAUAUCAUCGCGCGCAGCCAGCAGGGGCACCAAAAAUUGAAUGAUUACUAGGUAGAUAUUAUAUAAUUUAUUAUUCGUAUUAUUAUUACAAAAAUCGUUUAUUUCAAGUAGCAACUACUGAGUUUUAUGAAUAAAAAACGUAAGCGAAGCGACUACCAGUCUUAAAAAACAGGUAUUAUAAAACCAAUCCCAAUAAUCCAUUUUCAAACUCGCUGAACCAUAUUCUUUAACAUAAACCUUAUCCUGAUACCCCGACCGUAUCUUGUAGAGCUCAUCUGAAGUACGUUGAAACAAAAGUAAUUUAAGUAUAGGUACAAGAUGAAAAAAAAUGGAUUAAAAUCGAGGAAAAAGUCACGUGCCCUAGUUCAAUGGACUUUAGAGGCCUCACAAGGGAAUCGAUUACACUUUUAAAUUUGUUUAAUGUAAAAUUUAGGUUACCAAUAUUGUAGAAACUUUAAUCGAAAAAAUACACUUUGUACCUAUUGGAAAUUUGGCUUUCGAUGAUGUGGGAUGAAUUUCAAGGUUUCUAUAAAGCCAGGUUUGCGUUGAAAUAAUAUAUAAAAGAAAGUUACCAGAUUAUUAUUAUAAUA
Messenger RNA from Adelges cooleyi (spruce gall adelgid), 2234 nucleotides. Its product is annotated as homeotic protein labial-like. Gene Ontology annotation, biological process: regulation of transcription by RNA polymerase II. Gene Ontology annotation, cellular component: nucleus. The transcript has 3 exons. Bases 183 to 1574 code for a protein of 463 amino acids. The record is from RefSeq and is a predicted model, not a curated record. Gene Ontology annotation, molecular function: RNA polymerase II cis-regulatory region sequence-specific DNA binding; DNA-binding transcription factor activity, RNA polymerase II-specific. NCBI's taxonomy places the organism in Eukaryota, Metazoa, Arthropoda, Insecta, Hemiptera, Adelgidae.